Suhomyces tanzawaensis NRRL Y-17324 is the source of this 1761-nucleotide messenger RNA. RefSeq names its product Jem1p (gene JEM1). The annotation marks the transcript as partial. Gene Ontology annotation, molecular function: protein-folding chaperone binding; misfolded protein binding. The record is from RefSeq and is a predicted model, not a curated record. NCBI's taxonomy places the organism in Eukaryota, Fungi, Ascomycota, Pichiomycetes, Serinales, Debaryomycetaceae. The transcript has a single exon. Gene Ontology annotation, biological process: protein folding in endoplasmic reticulum. Gene Ontology annotation, cellular component: endoplasmic reticulum.
AUAAUCUUAAUUCUGCUUUUCAUUUUCACAGUUAGUGGUUCGUUGGUGGAUAGACUCCAUGAACUUGAUUUGAAGUAUACUCAGGAAGGACCCACAACUAGCAUUUUAGGUGAAUACGAGGCAAUCAUAAAGGAAAUAGAAAAGGAAAAUGCACCCUCACAAGUCACUGAUAGGAUUCCUCAAAUAUAUUUCAAAAAGGCAUUGAUAGAACUAACUCUUAACAAGGAUGCUUCAGCCAUUACAGAUUUGAUGAAAUCAGUUGAACUAGAUCCAAACAGUAGACUCGUGAGAAACAAGUUGUCAGACCUUUUGAUUGAAAGGGGAGAGUUCGACCAACUAGAAAAGGUUAUUCUCAAACAUGGUGCGUUGGAAGAUGAUGAACAACAUUUGAGCAAGAUCGAACAUGUUAAGAGGUACGUGGAUGAAGCACAAGCAAAGUUGCUUAACAAGGAGUACAAUGAGUGUAUUCAAAUUUUGGAAGAGCAAGUUUUAUCUCAUUCACCAAAUUACUUCACAGCUUUGGACAUUCAAUUGAAGGCUUUGAUGCAAAUGUUCAUUGAGAAUACCGAAGAUAAUGACACCAACAAGAAAGUAAUUAAGACCCUUCAAAAAGUAAUCAAGUUACUGCCACUUUCAAACUUGGAGUGGUACAAAGAUAUUUCAAACUUCCUAAUUUACACCGAGCUUCAGGUUGAGUCUGCUAAGCAGAUUUUGAAGAAUUGCUUGCGUAUCAAUAAUGAAGAUAAGGAAUGUGGGAAGAUUUCAAAGUUUGUAACCAAGUUUAGUGAUUUCUUUGCUAUUCUUGAGGAGUAUUCAAUUAUCAUCAGUCACUACUAUGUUGCUUUGGAAGAGCAGGCCCAAGGCCAGGGUAGGCUUGAAGAAGAAUACAAGAACCCAAAUAUCAACUGGAAUUUAGUAAAUGAUUUCUUGUUUGUACAAGAUUUGAAGGUUUCUAAGAUGGAAAGAAGACAGUUACCACAAGGCAUCAACUCCAACUAUGAUCUUUUGAUUUUCAGGAUGGAACAAUUUUUGAUACACAUCGGUGGUACUGAAUUCAAAUCCAAGUACUUGAGUUCGUCAAAGUUUUUGAAGGAAUUGAAUGAACUUAUUUGUCAGACUGGUAUUGAAUUGAAAAACAGGCAGUUACUUUCAUUUUGUGAGAAAACAGGGAACCACUUCCUACCAAAACAUAUACCCAAAAUUGAUCAACUACUCGCUGGAAAGAAUUAUAACGAAGCCAAGAGAAUAUUAUCUGGGUUUUCUCCAAAUGUCAAGGAGACAGUCAUGUUUAGAAAGAGGUACGAGAAGAUUGAGGCAGAAGAAGCGAGACAACAGCAGCAACAUCAAGAACAGCAGAGACAACGGCAAAGACAGUACCAGCAGCAGCAACAGCAACAGCAGCAGCAACAGCAACAAAUGCUUCGUCCCAAGACCGACUACUACAAAGUACUUGACAUAGCUAGGGAUGCAGACGAGAAGACUAUCAAAAAAGCUCAUAGAACACAAACAUUGAAGUAUCAUCCUGAUAAGUAUAAAGGAAGCGACUUGACUCCUGACCAGAUAGAGAAUAAAAUGCAAGAAGUAAAUCAGGCAUAUGAGGUCUUAUCGAACAAGGAUUUGAGAGCAAGAUACGACAGAGGCGACGACCCUAAUGAUCCAAGAGGACAACAGGCGCAAAAUAAUGGACCCAAUUUUGGUUCUGGAUUCAUGAAUCAAUUCUUUCAGGGUGAUUUCCAAGGUGGAAAUGGGGGAUUCAAGUUC